Gadus chalcogrammus (walleye pollock) is the source of this 2151-nucleotide messenger RNA. It is a transcript of the gene gsg1l, whose product is annotated as gsg1-like. The record is from RefSeq and is a predicted model, not a curated record. The transcript is spliced from 5 exons. Gene Ontology annotation, cellular component: plasma membrane. NCBI's taxonomy places the organism in Eukaryota, Metazoa, Chordata, Actinopteri, Gadiformes, Gadidae. Bases 400 to 1299 code for a protein of 299 amino acids.
UUUCUCUUACAUGUUUCGGAAAAUGCGCUGUCAAUAUUUCCUCAGGAAGCCGUGGACUGCUAACUGAAGCACAUAGCUUAUGGGAAUUAAGAUACCGGAAGCUGUGUGGAGGUAGACCGGGAUAACGCAACAAGUCUGGAUCCUCUCCUCGCCUAACCCGUGGGAAAUAAACCUUUAUUGGAGGACUUGUGGCGAACGACGGCACACAACGCCGAGGAUCGCACUGGUCCCUGCGUGACGUCUGUUCACAGAGGGAGACGUUUGGACAUCAUAGCUGUGCUAAAAUCAACAGUUUAUUUAACUUUUAUUUCAUAAUGGGAAUUAGUUUCGGCGUGCGUAAAGAUCGGUCCUGUUUGCACCCAUGAACUUGUUUGGGCGCCUGAUUCUUCUUCAUGGACCAUGAAGACCACGCGUAAAUGCAGGGCGUUGAUCUCAGUGGGGUUGAACUUCCUGGCUCUUUUCUUCUCCAUCACAGCGUUCAUCACCACCUACUGGUGCGUCGGGACGCAGAGGGUACCCAAGCCCAAGUGCUCUAAGCUGCGGACGCACCAGUGCAUCGACUACGGGGUGAACGAGACGGACCCCAACAAGGUGGUCUACAGCUGGGAGACCGGCGACGACCGGUUCCUCUUCAGACAGUUCCACACCGGGAUCUGGUUCUCCUGCGAGGAGAACAUCAACGACGAACGUGAGGAAUGCAGAAGCUUCAUCGAUUUGGCCCCAGCCUCAGAGAAAGGCAUCCUGUGGCUGUCGCUGGUGUCGGAGAUGCUGUACAUCAUCCUGCUCAUGGUGGGAUUCAGCCUGAUGUGUCUGGAGCUGGUCCACUCCAGCAACAUCAUCGACGGCCUCAAGCUCAACGCCUUCGCCGCCAUCUUCACCGUUCUCUCAGGUCUGCUGGGCAUGGUGGCCCACAUGAUGUACACUCAGGUGUUCCAGGCCACGGUGAGCCUGGGCCCGGCCGACUGGAGGCCCUACAACUGGGACUACGGCUGGUCCUUCUGCAUGGCGUGGGGCUCCUUCACCUGCUGCAUGGGCGCCUCCGUCACCACGCUCAACUCCUACACCAAGACGGUCAUCGAGUUCCGGCACAAGAGGAAGACGUUCGAGCAGAGCCUGCGGGAGGAGCAGGCCCGCGAGGCCUUCGGCUACUUCAGGGAGCGCGGCCUGCACUCCAUCUCUAAGGACGUGGACGACUACCCCGGCCAGACCCCCCAGGGCAGCCGACGCUCCCCCGCGCACGGCUCCCCCUCCCUGGACCUGAGCGACACCACGGGGUCGCUGAGCGAGGAGCAGUGCUGAGCGGGAAGGUGGAGUCAGGGCAGCGGGGGCCGGUCGUAACGUCUGGGGUCAUGGAGCUGUAGUAGGGGCAGCAGGGGGCGGUCGUAACGUCUGGGGUCAUGGAGCUGUAGUAGGGGCAGCAGGGGCCGGUCGUAACGUCUGGGGUCAUGGAGCUGUAGUAGGGGCAGCAGGGGCCAGUCGUAACGUCUGGGGUCAUGGAGCUGUAGUAGGGGCAGCAGGGGCCGGUCGUAACGUCUGGGGUCAUGGAGCUGUAGUAGGGGCAGCAGGGGCCAGUCGUAACGUCUGGGGUCAUGGAGCUGUAGUAGGGGCAGCAGGGGCGGUCGUAACAGCCUCCUCCCAGGCUUGUGAGGUCAUUCAUCCCCUGGUUUGGCAUGAUUGCGUCGAGGGAUUUCUGAAGCCAUUAGUGACCCCCCCCACCCCCCCCGAGAAGCUGGACACCAACUGCUGCAGGGACUGAUUUGUAGUCAUUGGGUGGACAAUAGAACUACAAGUCCCAUGUGGAGAGAGGGUGGGCAGGAUCAUCGUGUGGCCCGGCGUUAGGGCUGAACUGUUCAUCGUAAAGACGAACACAUCUCACUCACACUCUCAAGUCUCUCCGUGUAUACCGACGCCGUAAGCCUUACACACUUUAGAAAACACAGUUUAGAUGCACUGCACUUCAAUGAAACCCCUCAUCUUGUGACUCAUCAAAGGAGGGUGUAAAUAGUAUUGGUAAUCUGUUCAUUAAACCUCAACUGUUUGCUGUUUAUACCGUGCCUGCGUGCAUCAUAUUUUCAAAGACAAAAAAGGGCGAUUGUAACGUAUCAUUAUUCAUGAAUAAAAUGAUACCUUACAUUUUACAGUAAAAAAACA